UUUGCAUGGCUGGCCAAUCUCAACAUUUUCUUGGCACCAAAUUUCCAUAAUAGCCAAAGCAAGGCCCAGAGACCUGUAUCUCUUCUCACCUUCAUGCUAAUUAAGCCAUGAAAGAAGAGAUUAACAAUUCGCAGAGGAAUCAUCACAGAAUACUUAUACUGCUCUUUACCUUCAAUUUCAUUACAUGCACUGCGGAAGAGAGAGACAUAUAUUUGGUUUUACUGGAAGGUGAGCCAGUUGCAUUCUAUCAAGGAGCAGCGCCUGAUAAAGAUGGAAGAAGACCUCUCUACAACAGUGAAGCUUCCAUGGCUCAUGCAAAGCACUUGGUGGACUCUCAUGAUCAAUUUCUGCAAAGCACUCUGGAUGCCGGCAGCUAUGACAAGCUUUACAGCUUUAAACACAUUGUUAAUGGAUUUGCCCUGCAUACCACCCAUUCUCAGGUUGAGAAAUUGAAAGGCGCCCCAGGAGUGAAGCUGGUGGAGAAAGACAGGGGAGCCAAAUUGAUGACGAGUUACACUCCAGAGUUCUUAGGUUUACCAGCAGUUUGGAGUCAACAAGGAGGGGAUAGAAAUGCAGGAGAAGGGAUUGUGAUUGGUUUUGUGGAUUCAGGCAUAAACCCUGUGCACCCAAGCUUUGCUUAUGAUCCCGUGAAUCCAUUGACUUCAAAUACUUCUCACUUUUCUGGAGCUUGUGAGAGUGGCCCUCUGUUUCCUGAGACUUCUUGCAACGGUAAGAUUAUUUCGGCGAGGUUUUUUGCUUCCGGGGCACGAGCUGCUGCCACCCUUAAUCCUUAUGUUGACAUUCAAUCACCCUAUGAUGCAGUUGGACAUGGCAGUCAUGUGGCGUCAACUGCUGCUGGGAAUUCCGGAGUUCCAGUGGUUGUGAAUGGCUUCUUCUACGGUCGGGCCAGUGGGAUGGCACCACGUGCAAGGAUUGCCGUGUAUAAAGCCAUUUAUCCUACCGUGGGAUCUUUAGCAGAUGUAUUGGCAGCAAUUGAUCAAGCUGUGUUAGAUGGAGUGGAUAUCUUAACACUCUCCAUAGGACCCGAUGCACCGCCAGAAGACACAGUUACAUUCUUAAGCGCCUUUGAAAUAUUCAUGUUGUCUGCACAUAAGGCUGGAGUUUUUGUGGCUCAGGCAGUUGGCAAUCAGGGCCCUGGUCCUUACACAGUAGUUUCAUACAGCCCGUGGACUGUUGGUGUUGCCGCCUGUGGCACAGACAGAACUUAUCCGGGCACUCUUGUCCUUGGCAACGGUCAACAUAUUGGUGGCAUUGGACUGUCAGAUCCCAGUUUUGGGAAGGGAUUGCUUCAGUACAAGUUGGUGCUUGCUAAAGAUGCGAUUAAGGUAAAUGGAACAUUUCCUAGGACUCCACAGUACUUAGAAGAGUGCCAAUACCCAGAGGCACUGGAUCCUACUGCGGUGCAGGGCAGUGUGGUUAUCUGUACCUUCUCGGCUGGCUUCUACAAUGGAACAUCGAACCUAACAGCUGUUAUAGAAACGGCUAAGGUUCUUGGAUUCAUGGGAUUCGUGCUAGUUGCAAACCCCAGUUACGGAGACUUCAUAGCUGAACCCAUUCCUUUCUCCGUUCCUGGCAUAAUGGUCCCAAGAGUAAGAGAUGCACAGAUCAUAUCUCAAUAUUAUGAAGAGCAAACAUAUAGAGAUGAGGAAGGGCUGGUCAUAAGAUAUAGUGGGAGGGCAGCAAUAGGAGAGGGCAGAAUUGCCACUUACACGGAGCGAGCGCCUAUUGUCAGCAGAUUCUCUUCGAGGGGCCCUGAUUAUGUUGACCAAAACAAGAACCCUGCUGAUGUACUUAAGCCUGAUAUCUUAGCUCCAGGGCACCAAAUCUGGGCUGCUUGGAGUCCCAUGAGUGCUGACAACCCCAUUCUAUCUGGUCACAGUUUUGCACUAAUAUCUGGAACCAGCAUGGCAACCCCUCACAUUGCAGGCAUAGCUGCCCUAAUCAAGCAAAUUAAUCCGUCAUGGAGUCCAUCCAUGAUGGCUUCAGCCAUGUCAACCACAGCAAGCAAGUAUGAUAACCGGGGCGAACCCAUAAUGGCUGAAGGGUUCGCUGCCUACACAUUGUACCAAGCCGCUCCAUUUGGUUUUGGGGCGGGCCUUGUGGAUCCUAUUCGUGCCUUAGACCCGGGGCUCGUCUUUUCUGCUGGAUAUGAAGAUUACCUCAGUUUCUUGUGCUCUCUUCCUAAUACUGAUCCAGAGAGAAUCAGAACUGCCACUGGAGGAUCUUGUGCUGCCUUGUUCAGCAACCCCUCUGACCUGAACCAGCCUUCGCUGACAAUAACUGCACUUUCUGGAAUGAGAAUGACAAAAAGAGUUGUGAAGAAUGUUGCAAGCAAACCAGAAACCUACCUGUGUGCUGUACUCCCACCCGAGGGAGUAACCGUGACUGUGGAUCCACCCUGGUUCACUAUUGCUCCUCAAGAAAGCCAAAGCUUGGAAAUAAGACUUCAUGUAACCCAGGCCCUUGAUGACUUUAGCUUCGGUGAAAUUGUUCUGACAGGGAGUUUGAAUCACAUUGUUAGGAUGCCCUUGUCAGUUUUGCCCAUAUCUGUUUAAGUGGGAUAAUGAAUUAUAUUUUUAUCAUUCAUAUUCAAACUUGAUCUAUGCAGAUCAUAUAUACGUGUUGAGGGUAACUCAAUGAAACUGAGAGGGACAGCAAGAAACUAAAUGAAUGAAUGUCUAUAUAAAUGGAUUCAAUGAAA
Messenger RNA from Sesamum indicum (sesame), 2722 nucleotides. RefSeq names its product PA-domain containing subtilase family protein (gene ALE1). Gene Ontology annotation, molecular function: serine-type endopeptidase activity. Gene Ontology annotation, biological process: proteolysis. The record is from RefSeq and is a predicted model, not a curated record. Lineage: Eukaryota; Viridiplantae; Streptophyta; Magnoliopsida; Lamiales; Pedaliaceae.